This is a messenger RNA of Drosophila kikkawai, 966 nucleotides long. RefSeq names its product nuclear distribution protein nudE homolog. Gene Ontology annotation, biological process: establishment of mitotic spindle orientation; mitotic centrosome separation; centrosome localization. The record is from RefSeq and is a predicted model, not a curated record. Gene Ontology annotation, cellular component: kinetochore; kinesin complex; centrosome. Gene Ontology annotation, molecular function: microtubule binding. Lineage: Eukaryota; Metazoa; Arthropoda; Insecta; Diptera; Drosophilidae.
UAAAAAAUAAGCAACAGAUUAGUUUCUAAUUUGAGAUGUCCCACAUGGAGAAGCAACUACAGGCAGUAAAGAAGGAUCGAGACAGCAUGAAGGACUCGCAUGCCACUGAAAUAUCCAACAUGGAGAAGCAACUAGAGGCAGUAAAGAAGGAGCGAGACACCAUGAAGGACUUGCAUGCCACUGAAAUAUCCAACAUGGAGAAGCACCUGGAGGUAGUGAAGAAAGAGCGAGACACCUUGAAGGUGUAUGUGAAGAAGGUUGAGCAAAAAAACGCUAACCUGGAGCGGGAGCGGCAAACCCACAACAAAAGCACAGAGCACUUCGAGAUGAUGCUGGACCGGGCCUGCGAAAAGAAUGCUCUGCUGGAGCUGGAGUUGGAUGAGAAGGGACUGCUGCUUGAGAAGGUCCAGCGGAUGAUGGAUGAGACUAGAGAAUUCAAGGAAGAGCUUGACAUUAAGACACGGAACGGAACGGACGCCACCAACUCGAUAGACAGAUCCAAAAACUUGUCCACCUUGCUGCCGAACGCCAUCGCGGCAAAUGGGGAGCUGGCGAGUCACGAUAAUGUGGUUGCCACCAAUGCCACAAACGUCAGCGUGAGCUCCCCCAGUGGCAACGAAAAUAACCAGCAGCACUCGCUUGAGAAUCCCAAAAACCAAAUCACUGGCAAUUCGCAAAAUAGAACCUCGCAGAUCAACACAUUGGCAGACAUGAUAAAAAACCUAAACGCCAUGGAGAUGAAACUGAAGGAGCGGCAACGCUCCUUCAAAAAGUAAACCCAUCUGGCGCUGGUCACCUCGUCUUCAUCACCUACCUGGGGCGGGAUUACUGAUCGAUCAGUUGGCUCUGCUUUAGCGAUACGUUUCUUUAAUGUUACUACGUGGCUUUAAUUUGUACACUUGCUGCUCUCUUUAUUUAGUUUUGGUUUGAGAUUGUAUUAUAAAUUACACACAACACUGAAGUCUG